Messenger RNA from Chlamydomonas reinhardtii, 1540 nucleotides. RefSeq lists its product as uncharacterized. The record is from RefSeq and is a predicted model, not a curated record. Gene Ontology annotation, cellular component: membrane. Bases 16 to 657 code for a protein of 213 amino acids. The transcript is spliced from 5 exons. NCBI's taxonomy places the organism in Eukaryota, Viridiplantae, Chlorophyta, Chlorophyceae, Chlamydomonadales, Chlamydomonadaceae. Gene Ontology annotation, biological process: chloroplast fission.
AUUACUGUAACUAACAUGGAGAACCCUCUUGCGCAAGUUGGCCAGUUCUUUGGUGGUGCUCUGCGCGCUGCGCAGCAGCACCCGUUUGCCCAGAAUGCUCAGAAGGCGAUCAAGCGCUUCCAGGAGCAGAACGAGGAGCGUGAGCGCGCCGCCCGGCUGCCGCCCCGCAUUGUGAGCCUGCCGCGCUACGCGCCCGUGGCUGCCAUCAUCCCGGGCGACUCCACGGCCGAGCUGGUGCUCACCAACGGCCUCUACAACUUCCUGAACCUGUACAACACCGCGCUCAUCGUGCGCCUGGUGCUGACGUGGUUCCCCAACCCGCCCGAGUUCCUGGUCACCCCCCUCUCCACUGUGUGUGACCCCUACCUGAACCUGUUCCGCGGCCUCAUCCCGCCGCUGGGCGGCAGCCUGGACUUCUCACCCAUCCUGGCCUUCGUGGUGCUCAACCUGUUCACCAACACCGCCGCGGCUCUGCCCUGCGAGGUCAAGCGCUCCGGCGGCGCCGUCGCUGCCGCCAGCCCGGCCGCCGCUGCCGCCGCCCCCAGCCGCCUGGAGCUGGAGGCGUGCCGCUGGGCCCACGUGUCGCGCGGGGAGGCGCUGUUCCGCCGCCGUGUGGCUGCCACCCGUGUGCGCGGCUGGGCCGCCGCGCAGCAGUAGGCGCCACACGCAGACGGAUAGCUCAACACAUGCACACGUACACACGGACAUACGCACGCACGCAGUCAGGCAGGCAGGCAGGCAGCGGGGGCCAAUGUGAGCAGCGCUGUGGGGUGGCGGGACAUUUGCGCGCAUGUCGAUGUGAGCGGUGUUGAGGGCUGGUGAGAGGCGGUGCAGUGCAGGGGUCGGGCUGUGGCGGUUGAUCCGGAUGUUUAUGAGUCGGCGGGGGAUCGAGGGACGGACGGACGGAGUACACCCAGGCUAUUGCCGGUACCGGUGUGUACGGCAUUUUGCAGGGUCCUGGAUGUGUCGGGGCUAGGUGGAGAAUGGGGCGCGCGCCAAUUUAGGGCACGGGGUUGGCAAGGACAAACGCGUCGUGGAGACCCCUGAAUGGAUAGCUGGGGCCUGCUGAGGAUGCCGGGUCAGACGUGGCUGGGGUAUCGGACUCUCGGACAUGAGGAUUAGGGCUGGAUGUGGGCCUGGCACAAUUUCGCAGCUUCUUGCUAUUGGAUGGCAUGUAGGCUCGGGCGUAUGUUGAGGAUGCGAUAUGCGGUCUCGAUAUGCGGGUUUGGAGAAGGGAAGAUGGUGACGGCCUGGUGACGGCGCGAGUUGCGCGGUCAGCCUGUCAGAGGGCUUGCAGGGGAAGUUUUGCUGGAAUUCUCGUUUGUAAGUCUUUGUUAAGCAGGCACUGAGUAGCGCGUUGCGAGGGCAGGGACACGCUCCGUGCCGUGCUAGAGAUUGUUGGCACGGCCUGGCAGCGGCCGGGCACGGCACGCUUGGAGAGCGAUUGUUGGCACGUUUGGAGUGUGCGUAUUCUCACCAGCCAGCCUACCUUUACAGGCUUUCUGCUGCUACACUUAACCAGUAAGCGCACGCAACCCUA